Rhizopus microsporus ATCC 52813 is the source of this 942-nucleotide messenger RNA. Its product is annotated as putative CDK1. NCBI's taxonomy places the organism in Eukaryota, Fungi, Mucoromycota, Mucoromycetes, Mucorales, Rhizopodaceae. Gene Ontology annotation, cellular component: cytoplasm; nucleus. Gene Ontology annotation, molecular function: cyclin-dependent protein serine/threonine kinase activity; ATP binding. Gene Ontology annotation, biological process: protein phosphorylation. The transcript has a single exon. Bases 1 to 942 code for a protein of 313 amino acids. The record is from RefSeq and is a predicted model, not a curated record.
AUGGCCACAGGUUAUCCACCCGAACAACGAUAUACGCGAUUAGAGAAACUAGGUGAAGGCACUUAUGCAACAGUAUAUAAAGGCAAAAAUAGAGCAACUGGAGAGAUUGUUGCUUUGAAAGAGAUUCAUCUGGAUCCUGAAGAAGGAGCACCAUCUACUGCCAUUCGUGAAAUAUCUUUAAUGAAAGAACUAAAACAUCCAAACAUUGUACGCUUGCAAGAUAUCAUUCAUACAGAGAACAAGCUAAGCCUUGUGUUUGAAUAUAUGGACCAAGACCUCAAGAAAUACAUGGACUCAACCGCACGUGCUACGCGUGGUGCAUUGGACGUCAGUAUCAUCAAAUCCUUUAUGUAUCAACUUUUAAGAGGUAUCGCCUACUGUCACGAGAACCGCGUUUUACACAGAGACUUGAAACCACAGAACUUAUUGAUCAACAAGCACCUUCAAUUAAAGCUUGGUGAUUUUGGACUUGCUCGUGCUUUUGGUAUUCCAGUAAACACAUUUUCAAAUGAAGUCGUUACUCUUUGGUACCGUGCACCUGAUGUCCUUUUGGGUUCUCGUAUGUAUUCAACAUCAAUCGAUAUCUGGUCAGCGGGUUGUAUCAUGGCAGAGAUGUAUACAGGACGCCCACUAUUUCCUGGAUCAACAAAUGAAGAUCAACUACAGAAAAUAUUCAGAUUGUUGGGAACACCUACAGAACAGACAUGGCCAACCAUAUCUCAGUUUCCAGAAUACAAGCCGCCUCAGGUGAUCUAUCCUGCUCAACAUAUCUCACAGGUUCUGACGACAAUUGAUCCAAUUGGCAUUGACUUGUUAAGUCGUAUGCUUCAAUAUCAACCUCAGAUGAGAAUUAGUGCAAAGGAUGCUUUAGAACAUGCUUACUUUAAUGAAGUGAGAUUCCUUUUUGAAAACAGUGCUCCUACAAAAGUACAAGAUAGUUAG